Molecule: messenger RNA, 384 nt
Organism: Ceraceosorus bombacis
Lineage: Eukaryota; Fungi; Basidiomycota; Exobasidiomycetes; Ceraceosorales; Ceraceosoraceae
Source: the annotation of a GenBank genome assembly
AUGGCGCACCACAUCGUGGUUGAGCCCGAGGCGAGGCAAGGGCCGGUCACAGUUCCUACGUGUCUGUGAGAUGCUUUGCAAUGUCAGUCUUAACGACAUUCUGAUUGGUGACACUCGUCCUCUUCGACAGGCGGGCGACAUGCGGUAGCUCAGACAAAAGCUUUGGUACUCCGCCAAAGUCACAGCAAGACGUGAGUCGGACGUUGCAAACAAAGUCACAGUGUCGUUCCCGCACCGACUCUGGCUGCCUGCCGGCAGAGCGCAGGCACAGAUGGCAGGGCGCUACCGUGCCUGCCACGCGUGUCUGCUGAUCUAGAUGUGACCAAGACCACACAUGGAGGAGCGACCGCGCGCCUUAUUGGCGGGCUGCCAACAACGGCUUGA